AUGAGAGAAAUCAUUUCUAUUCACGUUGGUCAAGCUGGUGUCCAGAUUGGUAACAGCUGCUGGGAGCUUUACUGCUUGGAACAUGGUAUUCAGCCCGAUGGUCACAUUCCUCAAGAGCUCGACACUGGUGACAACUCUUUCGACACCUUCUUCAGUGAAACCAGCGCUGGCAAGCAUGUGCCUCGCACCGUCUUUGUUGAUUUGGAACCCACUGUUGUCGAUGAAGUUCGCACCGGCACUUACCGCAGCUUGUUCCAUCCUGAACAAUUGAUCACUGGCAAGGAGGAUGCUGCUAACAACUAUGCUCGUGGUCACUACACCGUUGGCAAGGAGCUCGUUGACUCUGUGUUGGAUCGUAUUCGCAAGUUGUCUGAUAACUGCAGUGGUCUUCAAGGUUUCCUUGUUUUCCAUUCCUUCGGUGGUGGUACUGGUUCCGGUUUUGGUGCCUUGCUUUUGGAGCGCCUUUCCCUUGAUUAUGGCAAAAAGUCCAAGCUUGAGUUCUCUGUGUAUCCUGCUCCUCAAGUAGCCACCUCCGUUGUUGAGCCUUACAACUCCAUUCUUACCACUCACACCACUCUUGAACAUUCCGAUGUCUCUUUCAUGGUGGAUAACGAGGCCAUUUAUGACAUUUGCCGUCGUAACUUGGAUAUCGAGCGUCCUUCGUACCUCAACUUGAACCGUCUCAUUGCUCAAGUCGUCUCUUCCAUCACUGCUUCUCUCCGCUUUGAUGGCUCCUUGAAUGUGGAUUUGAAUGAGUUCCAAACCAACUUGGUGCCCUACCCCCGUAUUCACUUUCCUUUGGUGACUUACGCCCCCAUCAUCUCUGCUGCCAAGGCCUACCAUGAACAACUCUCGGUUCAGGAGAUCACCAGUGCUUGCUUUGAGCCCAACAACCAAAUGGUCAAGUGUGAUCCUCGUCAUGGCAAGUACAUGUCUUGCUGCUUGCUUUAUCGUGGUGAUGUUGUCCCCAAGGAUACCAACGCUGCCAUUGCCAACAUCAAGACCAAGCGUACCAUCCAAUUUGUUGACUGGUGCCCUACCGGCUUCAAGGUUGGUAUCAAUUGCCGUCCUCCUGCAUCUGUCCCUGGCGGUGAUUUGGCCAAUGUUCAACGUGCCCUCUGCAUGCUUAGCAACACCACUGCUAUUGCUGAAGCUUGGGCUCGUCUUGAUCACAAGUUCGAUCUCAUGUAUGCUAAGCGUGCCUUUGUUCACUGGUAUGUCGGUGAAGGUAUGGAAGAAGGUGAAUUCUCGGAAGCUCGUGAGGAUUUGGCUGCCCUUGAGAAGGAUUAUGAAGAAGUCGGCUCUGACUCGCUCGGCGAUUCCGAGAUGGAGGAAGCCGAGGAAUACUAG
This is a messenger RNA of Lichtheimia ornata, 1350 nucleotides long. Its product is annotated as tubulin alpha-1 chain. The record is from RefSeq and is a predicted model, not a curated record. Gene Ontology annotation, molecular function: structural constituent of cytoskeleton; GTP binding. Gene Ontology annotation, cellular component: nucleus; microtubule; cytoplasm. The transcript has 4 exons. Gene Ontology annotation, biological process: nuclear migration by microtubule mediated pushing forces; mitotic cell cycle; microtubule cytoskeleton organization. Lineage: Eukaryota; Fungi; Mucoromycota; Mucoromycetes; Mucorales; Lichtheimiaceae. Bases 1 to 1350 code for a protein of 449 amino acids.